Fusarium redolens is the source of this 1677-nucleotide messenger RNA. Its product is annotated as L-Aspartase-like protein. Gene Ontology annotation, cellular component: cytosol. The record is from RefSeq and is a predicted model, not a curated record. The transcript is spliced from 2 exons. Gene Ontology annotation, molecular function: argininosuccinate lyase activity. Lineage: Eukaryota; Fungi; Ascomycota; Sordariomycetes; Hypocreales; Nectriaceae. The coding region runs from base 160 to 1509 and encodes 449 amino acids.
CUUCUGAACUUACCUUGUUGAACCCAACCCUGCCAGACAAGAAACGCAGUCAGCACAUCAUGGCAUCUGGAAACGCACCUGCAGAAAACAUGCUUUGGGGCGGUCGCUUCACAGGUUUGUUCUUCAUGGAAGUUCAAUUGCAAUGUGCCUGACCUCAGAAUGACAGGCGGCCUCGAUCCCCUCAUGCUCAGGUACAAUGCGAGUAUUGACUACGACAAGCUCCUGUUCAAGGAAGAUAUCCUCGGCAGUAUUGCGUUUGCUCGCGCAAACUCCAAGUCUGGCAUCAUAACCAACGACGAGUUCACUGAAAUUGAGAGAGGCCUCAAGGAGGUUCAGAAGGAGUGGGAGGCUGGCACCUUUGUUAUCAUGCCCAAUGAUGAAGAUAUCCACACUGCCAAUGAGCGCCGACUCUGUGAGAUUAUUGGCAAGGAAAUUGGUGGCAAACUACACACGGGUCGCAGUCGCAAUGAGCAGGUUGUCUGUGACAUGCGUAUGUGGCUUCGCAACCAGAUCCGGGACAUUGAGAGCCACCUGGUUACCUUCCUUGAUGUUAUUGCCGCCCGUGCUGAGGCCGAGGUCGGCAUUCUCAUGCCUGGAUAUACCCACCUCCAGCGUGCUAUGCCUGUCACGUGGUCGCAGCACCUGUUAUCGUAUGGCUUUUACUUUGUGAGCGAUCUGGAGCGUCUGCGCGAGACUUUGAAGCGCGUGAAUAGGAGCCCACUUGGCUGUGGUGCUCUUGCCGGCAAUGGCUUCAAUAUUGAUCGCGACAUGAUGGCUGAGGAGCUGGGCUUUGAAGGCCUUCUAUGGAACUCCAUGAAUGCUGUCGGUGACCGAGAUUUUGUCACCGAAUUUUUGCAAUGGGGUAGUAUGUUUAUGCAACAUAUUUCUCGGUGGGCUGAGGAUCUUUGUCUGUAUUCCUCUUCAGAGUUCGCCUUCAUUUCUAUUGCCGAUGCUUACAGCACUGGAAGUUCUUUAAUGCCCAACAAGAAGAACCCAGAUGGCUGCGAACUUUUGCGAGGAAAAGCUGGUCGAGCAUUUGGCCAUAUGGCUGGCCUCAUGAUGGCCCAGAAGGGCCUACCCAGCACAUAUCAGAAGGACUUGCAGGAGAGUUGGGAACCCAUGUUGGAUCAUGUCAAGACUGUCUCCGACAGCCUUCAGAUCGCAACGGGCAUCCUGAGCACCCUGAAGAUCAGGCCGGACAAGAUGAUGGCCGCGCUGGACCCCUUCAUGCUGGCUACUGAUCUUGCUGACUACCUUGUCCGCAAGGGUGUGCCCUUCCGUGAGACGCACCAUAUCUCUGGGCGAUGUGUCGCCAAGAGCGAGGAGCUAGGUAUCCCGAUGAACGAGCUCUCACUGGAGCAACUACAGGCUAUUGAUAGCCGGUUUAGGGAGGAUGUUUCGCAAGCGUUUGACUACGAGAGAAGUGUCGAGAUGAGAGCAUCCAAGGGUGGUACUAGUCGGGCACGUGUCCUGGAGCAGGUUAAGGUCCUUAAGGCUAUGCUUGCUUAAAGACUCAAAGGGCAGUUUCUUUGGAACUUGAUAGAUUGUCGAAAACGGCAGGGCUACGGACGACAGAUUCGUGGUCUUUGCGGCUGAGCUAGAGACCACUCGGCCACGCCCUUAGACUCCAGGGCUAGCAUCCUAGGCCAGAGGUAGACAAUGCAUCACUCUUCCAUA